AUGGAGCCAGGGAGGCUGGAGAAGUUCCCCAGCCCGGGCAGGGGCAGCGGCCUCCGCGCUCUGAAGCGGGCGCGGCCCGGCGAGCUGCUGUACCGGGCCGAACCCUUCGCCUGCACCGUCACCAAGCAGCGACUGGGCGGCGUGUGUGAGCGCUGCCUGCGCAGGAAUGAACGGCUGCUUAGAUGCUCUCAGUGCAAAAUUGCCAGAUACUGUGAUACACGUUGUCAGAAAGAAGCCUGGCAGGAGCACAAGCGAGAAUGCAAGUGUCUUAAGAGUAUUGAGCCUAACUUUCCUCCUGACUCAGUGAGACUUGUUGGCAGGAUUGUUUUUAAACUACUUGGACAAUCAGCAGCAUGUCCUUCUGAGAAACUCUACUCUUUUUCUGAUCUUCAGUCAAAUAUUGAAGAGUUAAGCGAAGAAAUGAAAGAGGGUCUCAGGCACCUGGCACAGACAUUGCAGCUUUAUUUGCGAGUGGAGAUCCAGGAGGCUUUUCAGCUGCUACCUGCAAUAGACAUUUUUCAGAUCUUCGCAAAAGUGACCUGUAACUGUUUCACCAUCAGUAAUGGAGAAAUGCAGGAUGUUGGUGUUGGCCUGUAUCCCAGCAUGUCUCUCGUGAACCACAGCUGUGACCCAAACUGUGUGAUUGUUUUUGAGGGACGCCAGCUUCUACUUCGGUCAGUCCGGGAGAUCCAGAUUGGUGAAGAGCUCACUAUCAGCUAUAUUGAAUCACUGAUGCCCAGCAGUGAGCGUCAAAAACAUCUGAAGCGCCAGUAUUGCUUUGAAUGCAACUGUCUUCUAUGCAAGACACAAGAAAAGGAUGUUGACAUGCUGGCAGGUGAAGAGCAAGCCUGGAAAGAAAUCAAAGAUGCUGUAGCUAAAGUGGGAGACCCAAGGUCACAAGAAGAGUGGGAGCAGGUUCUGGCAAUGUGCCAGGCUCUUCUAAAUAACAAUGCAGAUCGUCUUCCAGACACAAACAUCUAUCUGCUGAAAAUGCUUGACUGCGCCAUGGAUGCCUGUAUUAAUCUCAGACGUUGGGAGGAAGCCUUGCUUUACGGCAACAGGACUCUAAAACCAUACAGACUGUAUUAUUCCAGCUUUCAUCCCUUGAGGGCUGUCCAGAUGAUGAGAGUGGGCAAAUUGCAGCAUACUCAAGACAUGUUUCCUCAAGCACUGGAGACCUUGAAGCAGGCUUAUAACAUUAUGAAAGUAACCCAUGGAGCAGAUCACAGCCUGGUGCAAGACCUGAUGAAACUUAAGGAACAGUGUGAGGCUGACAUGCGAGCACAGUGAGGAUGAUCUCAGGCUGGAAAACUAACAUUCAGGGGGAAAGGAAAGCAAAUCUUUUUUGUACUGACAUUCUAUGACCUGAGCCAAAGCCCUCUGAAUUCAUUGGAAUGACUCCCAUUGAGUUUGGUAGGCUUUGGAUCAGGCCCUAUUUCCUUUGCUAAAAUGUUUAAUGUUUAUUAGCUUUGCUGUUCUGUGGUGUAAUUUUCCUCACUGAAUUCAAAUGUGGAGGAAUACAGGCCAUUUUCAGAGGGAGUCUGCUCUCUGGGAAGCAACAUAGUAGCAAAUAAGUCUUAGCAAUUGAUGUUAAAGUUACAUGUUGGUAAUAAAAAACAUACCUGUAUACAGAAUGCUGCUGUGCACAAAUCAGCAUCUUCUUUGGC
Molecule: messenger RNA, 1667 nt
Organism: Terrapene triunguis (Three-toed box turtle)
Lineage: Eukaryota; Metazoa; Chordata; Testudines; Emydidae
Gene: SMYD3
Product: SET and MYND domain containing 3
Exons: 12
Coding region: 1-1290 (429 amino acids)
Cellular component (GO): nucleus
Molecular function (GO): protein binding; histone methyltransferase activity
Source: RefSeq, a predicted model, not a curated record